GCUGUGGCGGUGGACGUCAAGUUGCGGGAGAGGCGCGAGGGGGAUGGCGGGCGAGUCGCGGGCGAUGGCACUGCUCCAUUUUAAGACGACGAGGUCGUCGUCGACUCGGAGUGGAAGCGGGGUCACUUUACUUCACUGACUUACUUAUUGACCAGGGCGGGGCAGGGCUGCGGUGAUGGCAUUGAUGAUAGAGCCCAUCCACCACGCCCUCACGCCCCCUCCGCAUGGAACUAAUAUGGUGGUCGUAGGGUAGUAGAUGAUGGAUGGGUGCAGCUUGGGAGUUUGGUUGGUGUUUCUGCGCCAUGUUGACCAGGUGUCGGCGCAAUCAAUCACCAACUGUUUUGUCGCUGUAGCUUGUGUUUAGAGAGAGAGAGAGAGAGAGAGAGAGAGAGAGGGAGGGCGGGACCAAAUCUUUGGGUAUUCGGUUACUGCACUUCGGGGGGGUGGGGAGAUGGUGAACUUGGUGACAGUAGUGUUGUUGUGUAUGCCGCAUGAGGCUUUCUGAAGGUGGGAGCGGUGGUGUUGGGGAAUUCUGUGAGGGAUGGUGUCGUGCACGUGUAUUUUCGCGUUGGAAUGUUUGAGGGGAGUGGACGAUUCGGUCACGUGUGAGACCUGCAGCAGGAGGAGGUGUUUCCUGAGAAUUCCAGUGCAGCAAGAGGGUGGAGACAUUGGGACGCAGUUGGUGCAGAAUUGGGUGGAUUUUCGCGGUUAAGGGAGUUUCUUUGCGAUGUUGCUCAGCGUUUCUUUGGAUUAUCCUGUGGUUCGCGGUUCUUCAUAUUGUUGUGGCUUGGUUUCUUGUGGAGUGGUGAUUGUUCAGACCGCACCGGGGUUUGUGUGAAUCUCUAGCACUUUGAGUUGGAGUUCAGUACUUUUGGGUUCUUGUUGCUUGUAUCCAUGGCCUGAUUUAGAGAACUGCGCACAUUGUUAUGAGAUGGAGGCUGAGGAGCCAGUUUGAUAUGCAAGACUAGUUAAACUAAUAAUCCACAAUCAGAACCCUUGUAGAACCCAGACACAAGGGCAUAGAUUGAACAGGAACGAAUUGAUAAUUUCUAGAAAUAUGCUGGAGGGAAAUCUUCGUUCUUUUUGUCUCGGGGAGAGAAGGCAGGAAGUGGACGUCCAUCGACAAUGUCAGGAGAAUUCAGUGAUUGCUGAUCACAAGAGUAGAAUUACCGUCAGCAUGGCGACAAGUAGUACAUGCUUCCCUUUAAAACGACCAGGACUUACAUCAUCAUUUUUGUAUCUCGUUCUCUUCGUGAGUUGCUGUCUGGCCUCAGUGAACUGCGGGUCUGGGGCUAUGUUGAAUGGGAGCUCUAUGACAAAGGUCUCUUUUAUGACAAUUGGAAUGGCCAGCAACAGGAGGAAACUUGCGGAAAACUCCACGACCAUGAACUCGACACAAACGUUGCAAGAGGAUGCCGACGUUUUGUUACUAUUCAAGGCGGCCAUAACGAGAGACCCUUAUAAUGUUACACGUUACUGGAAACCCAUAGGCAGGCGUCAGGUGAUAAAUCCUUGCAGACCUUGGGUGGGGAUCACAUGCACAAGAAGAAGGGUAACAGCAAUUAACCUUUACAACCGAAGCCUCCAGGGAAGUCUUAUUUCAGCACUGGGGCGUCUCUCACAGUUGCAAGUUCUCAAUUUGUCCGGGAAUCAGUUCUCGGGUACAAUCCCCUCGGAGCUUGGCUUGGUUUCCUCCUUGCAGAUUCUAGACAUCGGAAGCAACAACCUAACGGAUGCCUUGCCAUCUUCACUCGGAGAUUUAAAGAACCUCACUUCCCUUGAUGCAUCCAACAACAAAUUAACGAGAACAAUCCCAACUUCGAUUGGCAGCCUUUCAACCUUGAGAAAUCUGAAUUUGUCACGAAACAAUUUGUCGGGCACAUUGCCUUCUGCUUUUGGUCAACUAAAUCUCCUAGAGGCCUUAGACAUUGCGCAGAACUAUCUCAAUGGGACGAUACCGCAACAGCUAACGAACUGCACCAAGCUCAGGGAUAUUGAUCUGAGUGACAACGAUCUCCAAGGUGUCAUCCCGUUUCAAAACUUGAAGAAUUUGACUGUACUUCAUCUCCAAAACAAUCUCCUGGAGGGAAACAUCACGAGCAUUACCACGUUUCCUGCAUUGGAAGACCUUGACCUGACAAACAACCGCUUGAGCGGGAGUAUUCCGCAGGCGAUUCGUUCUACUUCGUUGAAGAGGAAUUUUCUAUUAGCGCAGAACGAACUCACAGGUAGCAUUCCAGACAAAAUUGGCGAGUUGAACAUGGUGACGCGGAUUGAUUUUUCUUCGAACAAACUUUCUGGCAGCAUCCCUGAGGCCAUAAGUAACUGCAUCAGUUUAAUUAAGCUCAACGUUGCUAGCAACAGUUUGACGGGGAAGUUCUCCGUGCGGGAUGGAUCAUUACCUAAUUUGACCCAGCUCAACGUUUCUCAUAACAUCCUCCAAGGUUCCCUUCCGACUCUGGAGCACUUGAUUAAUCUCAAGGUCUUCGAUGGAUCUUUCAACAACUUCUCGGGUGCAGUCCCCAGCUCGUUUGUGAAUUUCACCUCACUGCUGUACUUGAACGUUUCAUCGAAUCGUCUGUCAGGCGAACUGCCUCUCAUCAUCAGCCAUGACAGUGUCACAGCGGAAAGCUUCCUCAACAAUUCUGAACUUUGUGGAAGUAUUCUGAACAAAUCAUGCGGCUCGGGUAAGAUCGCAACCAGCACGAUCAUUUACAUCGCGCUCGGGAGUGCGGCAGGUUUGAUAGUGUUAGUGUCAGUACUGUUCUAUGUUAUCGCAUGCUACAAAGGACGGAAAGGGAAGGGAAGCAGGCACUCGGCACAAGUCUCUGCAGAGCUUCAAUUGAAACUCACGUUGGAUGAAAUUUUGACGGCCACGAACCGGUUUAGCGAAGCCAAUUACAUAGGAGCAGGGAAAGUGGGCACUGUUUACAAAGGAGUUCUCCCGGACGAGACUGUAGUCGCAGUGAAGAGGCUUGAAGUUACUUGCGUUGAAGGAAAAGAAGAAGCAGAUAAAGCGUUGGAUGCGGAGCUUGAAGUCCUCGGUCACAUCCGCCACCGAAGUUUGGUGAGAGUUCUAGGUUACUGUUCGACUGUUGAUAUCAAGGCUCUUGUGCUUGAUCAUAUGCCCAACGGCAGCCUAGAAUCUUUGCUGUAUUCUCCGAGGGAUUCGGAAGUGAUUCGAGCUUUCGACUGGACCCUGCGGUUUAAGAUAGCCAUGGAAGUUGCCGAAGGUUUAAGGUUCCUACACCACGAGAGCAGCAACCCAAUUGUGCAUGGCGAUGUGAAGCCUGGAAAUAUCCUUUUCGAUGCGGAAAUGGAGGCCAAGAUCGGUGAUUUUGGAGUGGCGAGAAUUUUGACCCAACAAGGGUUUAGUUCGACAUUGUCCCCUUCAACGCCCGUUACUACUGCGCAUGGCUACAUGCCUCCAGAUAACGAAUUUCCUGCAUAUUUAACAGAGAUCGCAGAAUCAGGAGUUCCGAGCAAGAAGGGCGAUGUCUACAGUUUCGGAAUCAUACUGCUGGAAAUGAUAACUGGAAGGAGUCCAUAUAGACUUGAACCAGGCCAAACCCUGCCUGAAUGGGUCCGUGCAACAGUGUCAAACUCCAAAGCUUUAGAAAACGUCCUUGAUCCCCAACUUAUGACCGAUCUGGCGACACAUCAACAAAAAAUUGCCAUGGUGCUGGGGGUGGCGCUACUUUGCACCCGAAGCAGACCUGAAGAGCGACCUCACAUGGACGACGCCUAUAAAAUGUUGGUUCACAUCCAGACGAAGACUACAGAAGGUGAAAUAAAACAAACGAGUCGGAGGAGGGGGUGGAGCUCUGGAAGACGAAUCUCAAGUGCGGGGCGGAAAUCCAGCGCCAGUGAAGUAAUAGUGGUUACGCAAAAACAACAACAACAACAACAACCCCCACAACAAGCUCUUCCCUACACCCCUUCCCUGUCCGACUGGACUCCACCAAAUAGAGUAUAAUCCAGGAUUGACAAUUCUGUCACACAGCGAGCCAGCUUCGUUCUUCCAUAAAUUGUUUCUCCAACACAAGCUUUUGAACUGAUGAUCAAUAUCGUUUUCUCACCACUUGCUACAUUUAUUCAUCCCACACUCUGCAGGAAGUUGAUUCUACCCAUGUCUUAAAAAUCGGUCAAGAAGAUUAACUGUCCAUGGGAUUGAACUGGCCAUAUUGUUGUGCUUUGCAGAUGAUGAAGCAGUGAUGCUCUGGGUACCCAGAGGUUCGGCAUUGAUGCAAGUUCCUUUUCCUGUUACUUGCUCUCUCCUCCUACAUGGGUCGCAGGGAUGAGCACUCAGAAGAGCUUCUCGUCGACUAGUUUUAGAUUACGUAGUGGAAGUCACGCGAGGAUGCAAGCAAUUGUCUCUAGUUGGGGCAAAGUGAUGGAUUAUUGACUGAUCAGCUAGUGAGAUUAGUUUUUCUUUUUAUAGAAGGAAUUCUUUGUGUGCAGAGCGAGGUUUGAAUUCUUAUUCGGCAGGUGAAGUAGGAUGUGUUGUCCCAGAGAUCAUUGAAGGUCAUCAAAGGAAGAGGUUUCAUAUUCAGAAAAAGAUAAAAAAAAACUAUCGUCUGGCUGCCGGUGUGCAAAGAAUGAAGAUGUGAGCGUAGAAAUUGUAAUUGAAGACCGAAUUCUUGUCCUCAUAUCCAUCAACAUUCUUUACUUGUAGCA
Physcomitrium patens is the source of this 4677-nucleotide messenger RNA. NCBI's taxonomy places the organism in Eukaryota, Viridiplantae, Streptophyta, Bryopsida, Funariales, Funariaceae. The record is from RefSeq and is a predicted model, not a curated record.